Molecule: messenger RNA, 2492 nt
Organism: Cyphomyrmex costatus
Lineage: Eukaryota; Metazoa; Arthropoda; Insecta; Hymenoptera; Formicidae
Gene: Dl
Product: dorsal
Exons: 7
Coding region: 96-2492 (798 amino acids)
Biological process (GO): positive regulation of transcription by RNA polymerase II; non-canonical NF-kappaB signal transduction; response to cytokine
Cellular component (GO): cytoplasm; nucleus
Molecular function (GO): DNA-binding transcription factor activity, RNA polymerase II-specific; RNA polymerase II cis-regulatory region sequence-specific DNA binding
Source: RefSeq, a predicted model, not a curated record
AAAGUAUUGAAACUGUAUUAGGAGAAAGGAACGCUGAUCUAAAAAGAUUACUGAAGAUAUAUGGACAAAGUUCAAUAUAUUAAAGAUUCACAGACAUGGAACAAUUCAAUGGCAUAAGUGAUGGAGAUAUUAAUAUAAGUGAUAUCAUUGACGUCAUUCAAACCACUGAUCCUGAUUCUAUGGCUACCAUAGUAAUGGACAGCGAACAGCCACGUGUUGAAAUUUUAGAACAACCAGCUAGUAAAGCGCUGCGGUUUCGCUAUGAGUGCGAAGGCAGGUCAGCUGGCAGCAUACCAGGUGUCAACAGUACACCAGAGAACAAAACUUUCCCUAGUAUACGAAUUGUGGGUUAUAAGGGUCGUGCUAUGGUAGUUGUGUCCUGUGUAACAAAGGAUGCCCCCUAUAGGCCUCAUCCACAUAAUCUUGUGGGCAAGGAAGUAUGCAAGCAAGGUGUUUGUACAGUAGAAAUUCCAUCGGGAAAUAUGGUUGUUACUUUCUCAAAUUUAGGCAUUCAAUGUGUAAAAAAGAAGGACAUUGAAGAAGCUCUUAAAAUGCGUCAAGAGUUACGAGUAGAUCCUUUUCGAACUGGUUUCGAACAUAAGAGACAUCCGACUAACAUAGAUCUUAAUGCAGUGAGAUUAUGUUUUCAAGUUUUUUUGGAAGGAUCACAGAAAGGAAAAUUUAACAAGCCUUUAGCGCCCAUUGUGUCAGAUCCUAUUUAUGAUAAAAAGGCAAUGUCAGAUCUUGUGAUUUGCAAGUUGAGUCACUGCAGUGCACCAGUCGCUGGCGGCAUAAAUAUGAUUUUGCUGUGUGAAAAAGUCGCGAAGGAAGAUAUACAAGUGAGAUUUUUUGAGGAGAGAGAUGGGCAGUUAAUCUGGGAAGGAUAUGGCGAUUUUCAACCAACACAUGUACAUAAGCAAACAGCAAUAGCGUUCAGAACGCCUAGCUAUCGUACACAAGAAGUGGAACAACCGGUACAAGCGUUCAUCCAACUUAGAAGGCCAUCGGAUGGUGCUACGAGUGAACCUCUACCAUUUCAGAUGUUACCACUAGGUACAGGUAGGCCUGCUUUCUGGUCUUUACGGAAAGCGUUUGCCAGGAAGAAGACAGAAUACAGUACCUUCACUAAAAUCUUGUCUGCGGAAACUGCUCUUUUUGACAACGUAGCUCCUAAGUUUUCUCGUAAUAUCGACGAAUUCAACAAUAAUGAUCUAAACACGAAAAAAUUAAACAGUAAAAUCUCUGCAUUGCGCGCUUUAAACGAUUUGUAUAAUGUAAAAAAUCACGUAGAUCUAUGUAAUGGCGAUUUAAAGGCAUUAAUAAAUUCUGCACAAAAUGUAGAACAGCCCGCGAAAAGUGCUGUUUUAAAUUAUGAGAAUAACGAAACGAUAAUCCCGGGAAUAAACGCGGAAAGUAAUAGGGAAAUUAGCAAAUUGUAUAUUCUUGGUGAUAGUAAUGUAGAGAAUAAUGCAUUUAAUUCCGAGUAUAAAGAAAGAAUUGUCGAUGCGACACCUUGUGUGAAAUCCAACGCACAAGAAAACGGCACGUCCGUAUUAAAAAGCGUCGAUAAUUCGAAGGAUAGAUCAGAUUGGUUCGAUUUUGAAAUAGGCAAAUGGGUGCAGAAGGGACAAGUGUGCCUUAAGGAGAAAAAUAAUGAGACGGAAUUUAAAAAUGAGACAGGUGGUGACAGUAGACCAUUUAAUGAAUUUUUAUCGCAAGUAGCUGAGCUUGAUCAAAUAUAUGCCGAUACGCAUAACAAGUUGGUACAAGCAGUUGCGGAAACCAAGGUCAAUUCACAAAUGAUGGACAUUGAUGUCUGUGACAAUCAAACUUAUACCAGUUUACAAAUGGCUAUGAAAAAUCCGGUAGAGUUGUUCGAUAUUACCGAUGAUAGAAAGUACGAGGACGUAGCCGUCCCGACACAAGAUGCGGAAGUACCCGUUGCGUCUCCAACAUUAACAAUUAAGAGAGAUGUAAUGCAUGAAUCGGAGGAGAGAUUGCCACCCUUGCCCCCCAAGCGAAUACGCAAGAUGCCAUCAAUGCCACUUUUGCCGCGUCCAAUAUCCGCUCAAACUCUCACUACCUCGCUCACCAAGGCACCGAAUAAGGAUUUACCGUCCUUACCCGGUACUUUAUCGAAAAACGCUAGGCAAGGGUUAUUUUCAAAAUUAUUUGCUAAAAAAAUUAAAAAAGACAAAUGCUUAGAUCUAAGUAGAGAUAAUGAUCCGUCAUUGAAUAUCUCAUAUUUAUCAAGGACUUCUGUGCAAGAUGUUGUACAAUCACAAAUUCCACGUCCUAGUAUGACGAGUGUUAAAUCUCUUAAGCUAAAUGACGAUGAACCACCGUAUGGUGUAGAUUUAACUGAGGCAGAGCACUAUGCUCUGUAUACUACUAUGGCACCACGCGCGACUGCCUCAGAAUUUGAUGAAAUGUCUUUUUAUUAUAGUCUAGUUGAGGAUGGGAAGAUACUGACGGAAACAAAAGAGACCUAA